CCACUAACAAUCUUGACUCUUGUUCUUUUCCUUCACCACUUCUAUUCUUCCCGCCAUAUUUUUCUCUUCAUUUGUUGUUGUUGCUAUUCUUCUUCUUCUUUAAUUUAAUGCUCAAACUCGGCUCAUGCUAUUGUCUACGCGUAGCUCCAGUCUCUCUCCCUCCUCUCUCUCUCUUCAUCUCCAAACCAUUCUCCUUUACUCCCAUAACCCUCUUUCAGAACCCUAAACCAUCUCCCCCCGCCAUGUCCUCUCGCCCCUCCGCCUUCGACGCUCUCAUGUCCGGCGCACGAGCCGCAGCUGCCAAGAAGAAGACCUCCGACUCCUCUGCUUCAGAACCCAAGAAACGCAAGACUCCCGACUCAAAAUCCUCCUCGAAAUCCGAUUUUACCCUAUCGGACAAGGCCCUUCCCCCUGCUGCAGCAUCCGAAAAUGGCCAUGAUACUGAUAAUGCCGUCGGGAAACAGGAGGUGGCAGCGACCGAGGAGCCGUCCGAGGCCGCAGCUACUAAGAAAGUUUGUACAGCCGCCUCCGGUGCGAGUGUUCAGUCGAGGAAUGUGGAGUUAAAGGCUAAAUAUGCGCAAUUGAAAUCGAAGGCUGGGGAUUUCGACCCGAAAUCGAUUGCUUGUUGGAAUGAGGGAGAGAGGAUUCCGUUUUUGUUUCUCUGCUUGGCUUUCGAUUUGAUUGCGAACGAGUCGGGUCGGAUUGUGAUUACGGAUAUUGUAUGCAAUAUGUUGAGGACGGUCAUGCAUACCACGCCUGAUGAUUUGGUGCCUGUGGUUUACCUUGCGGCGAAUCGGAUUGCUCCUGCCCACGAGGGGCUCGAGCUUGGAAUUGGAGAUGCUUCGAUUAUUAAGGCGCUUGCUGAAGCUUGUGGGAGGACUGAAACGCAGGUUAAGAAGCAAUACAAGGAGUUAGGAGAUUUAGGUCUUGUUGCAAAAGCAAGCCGUUCUUCCCAGUCUAUGAUGCGCAAGCCUGAUCCAUUGACUGUUACUAAGGUUUUUGAUACAUUUCGUCUCAUUGCAAAGGAAUCUGGGAAGGAUAGUCAAGAGAAGAAAAAGAACCGUAUCAAGGCACUUCUUGUUGCUGCCACUGAUUGUGAACCUCUAUAUUUGAUCCGAUUGCUUCAGGCAAAGUUGCGAAUUGGGUUGGCUGAGCAGACACUGUUAGCUGCUUUAGGACAAGCUGCAGUAUAUAGUGAACAACAUUCUACUCCAAAAAAUAUACAAUCUGCUUUAGAGGAGGCUGUAAAGAUUGUUAAACAAGUGUACUCUGUACUUCCUGUUUAUGAUAAAAUAAUUCCUGCCCUUCUGGGUGAUGGUGUAUGGAAUCUUCCAAAGACUUGUAACUUUACUCCUGGUAUUCCAGUUGGGCCUAUGUUAGCAAAGCCAACUAAGGGGGUUUCUGAGAUAGUACAAAAGUUUCAGAACACAGAAUACACCUGUGAAUACAAGUAUGAUGGAGAACGAGCACAGAUACAUUACUUGGAGGAUGGUUCAGUUGAAAUAUAUAGUCGAAAUGCUGAACGGAAUACUGGAAAGUUUCCUGAUGUUGUUGCCGCAGUUUCAAGGUUAAGGAAGUCAUCUGUAAAAUCAUUUGUUUUGGAUUGUGAACUGGUUGCUUAUGAUCGUGAAAAACAGAAAAUACUGCCCUUCCAGAUACUCAGCACUCGAGCUCGAAAAAAUGUUGUUACGAGUGACAUCAAGGUCAAUGUUUGUAUAUUUGCGUUUGAUAUGUUAUAUCUUAAUGGGCGACCACUUAUUCAGGAAGAACUUAAAGUUCGUAGAGAGUGUCUUUACGAGUCUUUUGAAGAAGAAGCUGGUUUUUUUAAGUUCGCUACAUCAAUAACUUCAAACGAUAUUGAUGAAAUACAGAAGUUUCUUGAUGCCGCUGUUGAUGGCUGUUGCGAGGGUCUAAUUAUUAAAACAAUGAAUAAAGAUGCUACAUAUGAGCCAUCCAGGCGGUCUCUUAACUGGCUCAAAUUGAAGAAAGAUUAUUUAGAUAGUAUUGGGGAUUCACUGGAUUUGGUACCCAUAGCCGCUUUCCACGGUCGUGGAAAGCGUACAGGUGUCUAUGGUGCCUUUCUCAUUGCUUGUUAUGACACCAACAAUGAAGAGUUCCAGAGCAUUUGUAAAAUUGGCACUGGAUUUUCUGAAGCAAUGCUUGAAGAGCGCUCUGCUAGUCUCCGUUCUAAAGUUAUAGAAAGACCAAAGCCAUAUUAUCGAUAUGCGGAGACCAUUACUCCAGACGUUUGGUUUGAACCCUUUGAGGUCUGGGAGGUGAAAGCUGCAGACUUGACUAUUAGUCCUGUCCAUCGUGCUGCAAUUGGCAUAGUAGAUCCUGAUAAGGGCAUCUCACUUCGAUUCCCACGGCUUAUCCGUGUUCGAGAGGACAAGAAGCCAGAGGAAGCCUCAUCAUCUGAGCAGGUUGCUGAGAUGUACAAUUCUCAAAGUCACAAUCAGUCCAACAAUCAAGAUGAGAAUGAAGAUGAUUGAGUGACAAAGUUGUCUUCCUUAACUCGUUUAUGGGGGAAUUUUUGUGCGUGUAAAGACCGGCAAGAGCUGUAAUGCCCUAUUGAUAGCGAUACCAGUCAACAUGACUCGGAACCCCUUUUUUUCUUCAUUUAAAAAAAACAAGCAAGAAAUGAAGACGGCAUCAUUGUUUUUGGAAUAUUUUCACCUGUAAAUUGGUAACAUAUGUUAGCUGCUCAAAUCGAAAAUGAUUCACACUGAAAACUGCUUUUAUCUUUUAGAUUUGUAGUAGAGGACAAUAACAAAUAACAGACUAAAAUUUUGAUUGGACUA
Messenger RNA from Humulus lupulus (European hop), 2801 nucleotides. Its product is annotated as DNA ligase 1-like. Gene Ontology annotation, biological process: DNA biosynthetic process; DNA repair; lagging strand elongation. Lineage: Eukaryota; Viridiplantae; Streptophyta; Magnoliopsida; Rosales; Cannabaceae. The transcript is spliced from 17 exons. Gene Ontology annotation, molecular function: DNA binding; ATP binding; DNA ligase (ATP) activity. The coding region runs from base 108 to 2492 and encodes 794 amino acids. Gene Ontology annotation, cellular component: nucleus; mitochondrion. The record is from RefSeq and is a predicted model, not a curated record.